CCCCCUCUUCCUCUCGAGAGUCCUGACCCAUCGACCUACCCAAUGUCCAAUCCGACCCAGUCUACCACCGCGGUGCCCUAGGGCUGCCGUAGCUUAGCGCCACCGCCGACUUGUCACCCCUCCGCCUCUCACGCGCGUCGCCGCCAUCGCCGCCUCCGUUCUACCUCACCGCCUCCUUGGUGUCUCCGCCCCGUCCGUAAUUUCGGACAUUGGUUGUUGAGAUCCGUCCCUGUUGGUGGUGGGUGAAUCGCCGCGGGCGGCGGGGGAAGAUGAUACGGCUACAGACGUACGCGGCGUUCAGCCUGCUGGCGACCACGUCGGCGGUGUACUACGCGUUCAGCAGCAGGGAGCAGUUCUACCCGGCGAUGGUCUACCUCUCCUCCUCCAAGAUCUGCUUCGUGCUGCUCCUCAACACGGGCCUCGUCGCCAUGUGCGUAGCCUGGCAGAUCGUCAAGCGCAUCUUCCUCGGCACGCUCCGCGAGGCCGAGGUCGAGCGCCUCAACGAGCAGUCCUGGCGGGAGGUCGUCGAGAUCCUCUUCGCGGUCACCAUCUUUCGCCAGGACUUCUCCGUCUCCUUCCUGGCCAUGGUCGCCGCCCUGCUCCUCGUCAAGGCGCUGCAUUGGCUCGCGCAGAAGAGGGUCGACUACAUUGAGACCACGCCCUCCGUGCCCAUGCUCUCGCACAUAAGGAUCGUGUCAUUCAUGGUCUUCCUGCUUGCCGUCGACUGCAUCUUCCUCUCCAACUCCUUGAUGUCACUCAUAAAGAAGCGAGAGGCGUCUGUUGCAAUCUUCUUCUCCUUCGAGUAUAUGAUACUAGCAACAUCGACAGUAUCGACAUUCGUGAAGUAUGUAUUCUAUGUCAGUGACAUGCUAAUGGAAGGUCAAUGGGAGAAAAAGGCAGUGUAUACCUUUUAUUUGGAGCUUAUUAGUGACCUUGUGCACUUGUCUUUAUAUAUGCUCUUCUUCAUAGCUAUAUUCCUGAACUAUGGUGUGCCACUUCACUUGAUCCGUGAGCUGUACGAGACCUUCCGCAACUUCAGAAUUCGUGUUUCAGAUUAUGUACGCUACAGAAAGAUAACUUCCAAUAUGAAUGAACGCUUUCCAGAUGCUACAGCUGAUGAGCUCGAUGCGAGUGACGCUACAUGUAUAAUUUGCCGUGAAGAGAUGACUACAGCAAAGAAGCUGCUUUGUGGGCACUUGUUCCAUGUGCAUUGUUUGAGGUCAUGGUUAGAGCGCCAACAUACUUGCCCCACAUGUAGAGCCCCCAUUAUCCCCCCGGACAGUGGACGUGCUGCAUCAACUCGACAACAUGGAGCUCAACCGGGAGUUCAGUUUGCUGCAGGCACUGGCGCUCCAGGUUCAGGUGGACCACCAAGUGAGAAUGUGAACAGGCGCCAAGCAAAACUUGAGGCUGCUGCUUCAGCUGCUUCUUUAUAUGGAAGAUCUUUUGCUUACCCUCCAACGAACACAUUGAAUAGGUAUUCAGGACCUCUACAUGCUACACCAAGUACUUCACAAUCAGGAGAAGCAAGUACUUCCAAUCAAUCACAGGAAGACCAGCAGAACACCCCUGAUCCCUCGGCAUCUCAACCUUUUAUUUCACAUGGCCCUGUUAUCUCAACAGCAAGCAACAGAGACCUUGAAAAAUCACUGCAAAUGGCCUACCAAAACGCUAUAAGGAGUCAGAUAGAGAUGUUGCAAAUCCAAUUGCAAAUGGUGCAGCAAGGAUCUACGGCAUUGGCAACUAACAAUGAGAAUGCUGAGCAAGCAAAAAGUGAGUGAAGUGGUAUAUAUCGGAAGUGAGGUCUCGGGCUUGGGUAAACAAAUAAGAUAGAUGGAAACUUGGCAAUACCUGUGGUGAGGGGUCCCUUAUGUAAAUGUUAGCACCUCUAUCAGCAUCAAGUGUUUUGUUUGUUUUAUUUGCUAGUUUGCGUAGAUUUAAUCUUAUUGUCAAACCAGGAUUAUACCUUAGAAAAGCAGUCAUAUUGUAAAACUGACUAUUGACACCAUCUGUGAGAUCAAACAAAAUACAUCUACCGGGAAACA
Messenger RNA from Lolium rigidum, 2045 nucleotides. Its product is annotated as ERAD-associated E3 ubiquitin-protein ligase HRD1-like. NCBI's taxonomy places the organism in Eukaryota, Viridiplantae, Streptophyta, Magnoliopsida, Poales, Poaceae. The transcript has 8 exons. The record is from RefSeq and is a predicted model, not a curated record. Bases 270 to 1781 code for a protein of 503 amino acids.